UGACCUUUCGUCCUGUAGUAUUGACGCAUAUGGUUACCAUUUUGAAUAUCUUCUGUAACAUCAAUUGGAAUAUGGAGCUUCUGGUACCGACAGUUUCAGAUAUUAUUUUCAAAUAUACCUGGUCCAUAGCUAAUUAUAAGAAAACAAUAUCGAAAAGCAGUUCAAUCGAUAGUCCACAUUUCGAAUUGAAUGUUAAUGGUAUUCACAGUUCUUGGAAUUUAUCAAUAAGAUUUUGGAAAGGACCCGAGGGCAAGAGAAUCACAAACCCAGUAGUUUUGUGUUUGAAUAUCUUAAAUUGCAUCGUUGAGGAAGUUGAACAAGUUAAAAUUCGUUUUCAAUUUGGUGUAUUUAAUGCCGAUGUCAAACACUGGGAAUAUUGUCACGUUAGUAGAACGGUAUUGGAAUUAAAAUCAAACAAUGAGAUUAUUUCACUUGGAUAUAGAGAUUUGUCCAUUGUCGACAGACACCUGAAGAAAAAUGGUGAAGUCGAUUUGAUGGUCAAAAUACAAAUAAUACAAUGUGAGAGUGAAAAACAUAAUUUGUCUCAGGAUAUGGCCAAAUUGUUGAAACAUCCACGUACAGCUGAUACCAAAUUAAUCUGUGGUGGAUUGUCUGGUACAGUAAUACCAGUACACAGCAGCAUAAUUAUUGCUCGUAGUAACGUUCUAGCUGAAAUGUUAUCACCCAUAUCCGAUUAUUCAAAAAAUAACGAGCUACAAUUGGAAAGAGAUGAAGACAAAAAUGAAUACAUGGAAGUACGCUUUCGACGCUACUCGAUGCCAAUCACUAAAAAUCUUUAAUCGUCGAAAAGCAAACGAAAAUGCUCCAACUAUCUUACAUUAGUUUUUCUUUUCCAACGAUAUUUGUUCUCAUUGGAAUUAUUAGAUAUCUGCAAGGAAACGAUAGAUGAGCUUUUACGAUACAUUUACAGUGAUCACGUCGAUAAUUUGGAUAAUCUAGCACCGCAAUUAUUAUGUUUAGCGGAACGUUUUUGUCUACAAGGUUUGAAAGAACUUUGUGAGAGGAAUUUAAUCGAAACUAUAACACCUGAUAAUGUUGCUAGCAGACUUUUAAUAGCAGACGAAUAUAGUUGUGAAUCAUUGAAGAGAGCAAGCUUAGCUUAUUGCGAAGAAAAUAUAACAGUACUUAAUAAAAGUUUAGCUUGGAAGAUGAUGGAACAAGUGAAUCCUGAAUUAUUCAAUGAAGUUUGCGAAGCUGGAAUGGGAAGUUCUAGAUCUAGUAAUAUAGAUGAUAGUGAAUUAAGUAAUUAAAGUUGAAUAUGAUGACUUAUUUCAAUGAUCCACUUUAGUGAUAAUUCAUGUGAUUAUUGUAUAUUAUAUUUUAAGAUUACUUCAUUCGUUUAUUUUAAUU
Polistes canadensis is the source of this 1371-nucleotide messenger RNA. RefSeq names its product speckle-type POZ protein-like. The record is from RefSeq and is a predicted model, not a curated record. The transcript is spliced from 6 exons. Gene Ontology annotation, biological process: regulation of proteolysis; proteasome-mediated ubiquitin-dependent protein catabolic process. Gene Ontology annotation, cellular component: cytoplasm; nucleus. Gene Ontology annotation, molecular function: ubiquitin protein ligase binding. NCBI's taxonomy places the organism in Eukaryota, Metazoa, Arthropoda, Insecta, Hymenoptera, Vespidae.